This is a messenger RNA of Dunckerocampus dactyliophorus (ringed pipefish), 675 nucleotides long. RefSeq lists its product as uncharacterized. The transcript has 2 exons. NCBI's taxonomy places the organism in Eukaryota, Metazoa, Chordata, Actinopteri, Syngnathiformes, Syngnathidae. Bases 1 to 675 code for a protein of 224 amino acids. The record is from RefSeq and is a predicted model, not a curated record.
AUGCCCCCGCAACCGGAAAGGAACCCGCCGACGGCGGAAGCACCAGCCCCCAACACGAUCCCUCACCCCAAGGGAGCCCGCCCCGGCACACCCCAUGCCCGACCCUCGACACAGGACCGCCCCACCCAGGGAUGCAGGAGGCAUCGCCUCCCCCCUCACUCGACGGAGGCCUGGCAAAUCCCCGGAGAGGGAGUGCCGCGCCCCCAAGCCGCGGGGAGGCCGAGCAUCAGAGCUGAGAAGGCGAGACCAGCAGCAACCGGAAGCCAGACCACCCACCCGCCCCCAGAACCGACGGCACACCACCCACGCACCGGAGCACCACCCCCGACAAGCCCGCAGACAGACCCGGGGAAGGUAAAGACUUGGACAGCAGCCCAGCAAAGCACAAAGACCUACGCCCAAGGGCCCGGCAGAGCACCACACCCCUGGCAGACCGGCCCCAGGGUACACGCUCACCACCCCCCGCCCGUCACCCAGGCCCACGGUCCCCAUGAGCAAGACCAAGCCCCACCCGACCAGACAGCCCGGCCCCCCAGCAGCCACUAUGGUGGCAUGCAGGCCACCAGUAGCACAGCACCGCCCCCUGGAGACUGCCGCAUCCCCCCCAAGCUCACAGAAGUGCCCACGGCCCAGGUCAGUCCAAGGGAAGCACCGCAAGCCACCCCCCCGGCGUAA